Messenger RNA from Nymphaea colorata (pocket water lily), 4349 nucleotides. Its product is annotated as pentatricopeptide repeat-containing protein At3g26782, mitochondrial-like. Lineage: Eukaryota; Viridiplantae; Streptophyta; Magnoliopsida; Nymphaeales; Nymphaeaceae. The coding region runs from base 445 to 2748 and encodes 767 amino acids. Gene Ontology annotation, biological process: RNA modification. Gene Ontology annotation, molecular function: protein binding; zinc ion binding; RNA binding. The record is from RefSeq and is a predicted model, not a curated record. The transcript has a single exon.
AUUACAGUAAUCCCAAAAAAGAUAAGAUUUUACGAGUAUUUGCACAUAAUCUUACAUUGGAUGGCAUCACCUGAUUGACCCCCCAUAUAGGGGUCAGUGGACUAGAUCCAAGACCUAGACACAAUUAAGUCAGAGUUAAUUGCUCUUCAGGUCUUGGGUUUGGCCUGAAUCAUCUAGUGAUAAUCCUUGUCCUACGAACCAAGGAUCCAAUGCUAACACGUUUCAAGACCCAACCUGGAUUCUGGUUCAAGCCUGAUCCGGAUCAAAAUUAGUUGAGUCGAAUUUAAGUCCAAAUGAAGCUCCAAUUAGAUACAAGCCUCUGCGCAUGAUGGCGUCGGCUACCUGGUGGAUACGCGCGGACGCACGAAACGGGUGGCUUGAUUUUUAGCCGGAUCACUUUUUUACCCUGUAUUCUGUUCUUUCCGGAGCCCCAAUUCUGCAAAAAUGACAAAAUGGUCCCCAUACGUUACGAGAGGAAAGGCUGCCAAGAUAACCGCCGUUUUCUGCCGGCUUUUUAGCUCAAAGGCAGCCAACUGCCCUCCAUCUUCUUCCCGUACCAAAGAUCAAAAGCACCAAGGAAAAAAUGCGUUUCAAUGGCACACCAUCAUCCGCAACAGUGCCAUUAAUGGCUCCCCACCUCAAGAAACCAUUGCUCUUUUCCAGCAGAUGUUCAGAGAAGGCGUCCUUCCUAAUGCUUCCAUAUUGCCGCUCCUUCUCAAGGCCUGCGCUGCCCUUUCUGAUCCGUAUAUUGGACAGCAAAUCCAUGGCUUCAUUGCGCAGCUUGGGUUUGAGUCUGAUACAUUUGUUGUGACGGCAUUGAUGGACAUGUAUGGCAAAUGCAGCCGUCUGGAUGACGCGCAAGAAGUGCUCGAUGGAAUGCCCAGAAGAGAUUUGGUUGCGUGGACGACCCUUAUUUCUGCCUUCUCUCAUAAUGGUUGUCUUGCUGGUGCGUUCGCUAUGUUUUCUCGGAUGCAAAUGGAAGGCAUCCAGGCUGACCUCGUGACAGUUGCCAGCCUUCUUACUGCUUGCAGAUCGUUGGAUCAUUUGCCCCAAGGUGCUUCAGUUCAUUGUUUGAGUAUUAAAGUUGGAUUUGGAGGAGACAUUUACAUCAAAGUUACACUGGUAGACAUGUACUCGAAAUGUGGAAAUCUAGAGGAUGCCGUGAAUGUUUUUAACCGGAUCGACGAAAAGGAUGUGGUUUCGUGGAAUGCAUUAAUCGCAGGCUUCUCACGGAAUGGAGAAGUGAAACAGGCUUUGGCUAUGUUUGAGGCGAUGAAGUCUGUCAAAACAGUGUUCCCUAACCGCAUCACUCUGCUUAUAGUUAUACCAUGCUGUGGAAAUCUGGGUAGCUGUGAGACGGCAAAAUGUGUGCAUGGUUAUGUGGUUAAGCAGAAUUUCUCAAAUGGAACCUAUUUGGAUGAUGUGGCACUUGCCACUGCAUUGGUAGAUAUGCAUUCUAAGUGUGGCAAUUUGGAGCUUGCUCAUGCGGUAUUCAACAGAAUCAAGAGAAAAAAUGUGGUCUCUUGGAGUGCUAUGAUCGGUGGUUAUGAGCAGGCUUUGAUGCCUGAGAAAGCUUUGCAGCUAUUUCAUGAGAUGUUGGCAGUGGAAGGUGCAAUAAGACCCAAUGAGAUCACCAUGAUGGGUGUUCUUUCAGCAUGUUCACAGUUGGGGGCUUCACGUAAGGCAAAACUGUUGCAUGGCUAUGUAACAGAGAUUGGUUUGGGAUCAAAUUCUCAGGUACAAUCAGCGGUUAUUGAUAUGUAUGCCAAAUGUGGUAACAUAGAAAUAGCUAGAGAAAUUUUCUCCGAAAUGAUGGAGAAAAGUGUGGUCUCAUGGAGUGCAAUGAUAGGGGCGGAGGGAAUGCAUGGAGGGGGAAGAAGAGCUCUUGAACUGUUCAAAGAAAUGGUGCAACAUGGUUUGCAGCCAAAUGAAGUGACCUUUAUUUCCUUGCUAUCUGCUUGCAGCCAUUCUGGUCUAGUGAACGAAGGAUACAAAAUUUUCCGUCAAAUGGAGAAGGAUUAUGGCAUUAAACCAGCAUUAAAACACUAUGGUUGCAUGGUUGAUAUCCUUGGUCGUGCUGGCAGACUAGAUGAAGCUUAUCAACUUAUCAAGAGCAUGCCGAUGGCAGCAGAUGCUGGUGUAUGGGGAAGCCUGCUUGGCGCUUGCCGUCUUUAUGGAAAUUGCAAGCUUGGCGAGCUUGUUGAAAAACAAAUUCUGUUGUUAAAUCCAUACAGCAUAGGCCAUCGUGUGUUGCUAGCAAACAUGUAUGCUGCAGCAGGAAGAUGGGAUGAUGUUGUGAGGACGAGAGUAUCUCUGAAAGACCAAGGAUUAAAAAAGGUAGCAGGCUGUAGUUUCAUUGAGAUUAAAAACAAAAUUCAUAAGUUCACUGUGGAAGAUCGGACACAUCCUGAUGCAGAGAAGAUUUUUAGGCAACUAACGACCUUGGACCUUUUACUAAAAGAUGCCGGUUACGUGCCAAAUACAGCAGUUGUAGCAUACAAUAUAGAUGAGAAACUAAAAGAACACAUAAUCAUGUACCACAGUGAGAAACUGGCUAUUGCUUUUGGGAUUCUUAAUACCAGAAGAGGAGAGAAGAUUAGGAUCUCAAAGAAUCUGAGGAUCUGUGACGAUUGUCAUACAUAUUCAAAGCUGAUUUCAAAGGUUAUGAAGCGUGAGCUUGUUAUUAGAGAUGCAUACCGAUUUCAUCAUUUCAAGGAAGGGUCUUGUUCUUGCAGAGACUACUGGUGACUUCUUACACUUGAUAUGGUCAUCCUAAUUCGGGAUGUAGACUUGAAUUUUCUGUGAAGUUUAAGAUGCUGGGUCUUGGGCACUUUGAACGUAGGCCCUUCAUGAAGUAAAAUAGCUUCAGCGUACUGGACGGCACAUUGUGGAUGGACCUAACUUCCUGAAGGUGGUGCUCUAGAACUCAGACUGGAGAUGUAACUGCCCAUGCACUUGACCAUUUCCAUUGAGCAAUGGCCUCUUGCCUGGAUGCAGAAUGCAAGUAAACGUGAUGCUGUAGAUGUCAUCAGCGCCCAGUCCAAAUAUCAAUCUUUAUGGCUUUGUGACCAAUUAUAUAUCUGAAAGCUUCAUGAAAAUACUUUCGGGGAUUCGGUAUAUGAAGAUCCCAAGGAAGUGUGGCCUGGGAUUUGACAUGAGCAACUAGUUUCGUGUCCUGGAUUUGGAACGCUGGAUUACAGGCGCCAACGAGAGCCUGUUGAUUCCUCUACAUCGCCCUGCAGGUAAUGCCUUUCUAUGCGAGAUAGAUUAAAACAGGUUGGCAAUCCGCUUGCCAAUAGAUUCUAUGUUUGCCAUUAGGAGGAGGAGAAACAACUUUCACAACCUUAUAGGAUGCAAAGUAGCCAAAUGCGUGUGGGAAUAGAUUGAGAGAGUUUGGAGGAAGUAGAGUCCCAUGGCAAUCUCUUUACAAAGAAUUUCAGAUUUGGUGCUGGUGAAGCUCCAGCCAAAGGGGCUGCGAAGCUGCUGGUUUUCCACCUUCCACAUUGUAGUAUGGAAGCUGUGGUAGGCUAGAUAUCAGGUGGCGCAUGGGCAUAGAAAUUCCAUUUCAAGCAUGCAGACCAGGAAAAGAAUUUGGAGGACAUGUCAGGAUAUGAUCCAAGGUCUCUGAGUGGAUGAAAGAGGUAGGAAGCUACUUGAGAUUUAGAAAGCAACGGGCGCCAUGUAAUAACAGUUUAGAGCAGGUUUCCAGGGUGGAGGAAGAAGUGCAAAUUGUUAACUAGUUGAGAACCGGAGACAGAAUUGUAGGUGCAGUCUGGUGGGAGAGUAGCACAGAUCAGUAUAAGUUGGAACGUCUAACUAAGAGCAUGGGGUGGGCGAGAUGAAGUAGAAUUGGGCUUAUUGGGAAGGUGGCUGCAAUUGAGAAACUGGAGUGAAGGGGCUGCAGGUGUCUCCUCUAAUAACACAAACUGGUUCUAGAGGCAUAAUGGAAGAAAGAAGGCCGCUUCCAGCUAAAUGGAGGCGCUCAGACUAAUUAUGCACAGAAUUCAGGUCGGAAAUAUGCUACCAUCAGUGAAAGCAGGAGAAGCCAAAUGGGAGGGGAUGAUGGUGGCUGAUCUGGAGUACUCCUAGUGCAAUGAAUUAGCAGUCUUCUUGUAUUAUUGAUCUUCGCAGUGUUCUUUGGGGCAGUUAAUGUGCAAUGUUAUCAGCCAAUGUUACACAUGUUAUCAACCAAUGUUAACAUGCAUGAACUUUGUACAUGCGAAAUUUAAAAACUCAUUAUCCACAACUAUUCAGCAUACGUUAUGUCACCUAACGUACAUAGUUCAUAUUGUUGAUGAUGGUCUAUUGUAGGUUGUGAUUGACUGUAUGUUAGGUCUCAUAAUGUACUA